AUGAUCCCUCGUUCUAUUCCGUUAGAUGUUAUUCAUGUUUGGUGGACUAAAUUAACUUUUCAUGAUGAUGGAUUAGGUAAACCUUCAAAAUUAUCUGUGAAACAUGAAAUAGAAGUGAUAGUGAAAAAGUUUGAUGAACUUGAUGUACCUGGAAAAAUUGCACUGAAAGGUAAAUUACGUGAGAUUGCGUAUCCAUCGACUACGUCGAUAUGUCCACCUGUUGACAAGGUUAAAACAAAGGGUGCACCGAAAAAAGGCAAAAGUAAGAUAUCAAAAAGAGAUAAAUCAACCAAGCGUGAUCCAUCUUGGUGGGAAUAUGUGGAUGCAAGUGUUCGAUGCAGUGGCACAAAUGCAUGUAGUACUGUAACUUCUAAUAAAGUACAACAACCUCGACCAUCAGUAACAAAGCUCACACCUCGACCAUCAGUCAGCAAAGUUCAACAACCGAGAGUUCUUAUCUUCAAAGAAUGGUUGUCGGUUGAAAUUCACAAAUUCAUAGAUGACAUUAUUGACGUAGGCGAGGAUGGUAAUUAUGGAUAUCGUGCAGUUGCAGCUUUACUUGGAAUGAGUGAGAAUUUUUGGGCAUUCAUUCGUCAAGAGUGUGUCGUAGAGCUUCAAGAAUUCAUGUCUUAUUACAAGAUAAUAUAUGGUGGACAAAUUUUUGUUCAACAACUUAUACACAAUGUAUAUGUUGAACAUGUUGCAACUUUGGAUAAUUGGAUUAUACUUCCAGAAAUGAGAUAUGUGAUUGCUUCGAAAUUUAACUUGGUUUUCGUCGCAUUAUCACUUACCCAAUCAGAAACAUUUUUUCCACUUAGAAGUCCACCACCAACACCUAAGUCCACCACUAACACCUAUUUCAGAUCAUCGUAUGAUAGUUAUUGCAUUUGUUAA
Molecule: messenger RNA, 894 nt
Organism: Cicer arietinum (chickpea)
Lineage: Eukaryota; Viridiplantae; Streptophyta; Magnoliopsida; Fabales; Fabaceae
Source: RefSeq, a predicted model, not a curated record